Syngnathoides biaculeatus (alligator pipefish) is the source of this 1566-nucleotide messenger RNA. It is a transcript of the gene tp53, whose product is annotated as tumor protein p53. Gene Ontology annotation, cellular component: nucleus. The record is from RefSeq and is a predicted model, not a curated record. Gene Ontology annotation, biological process: protein tetramerization; regulation of transcription by RNA polymerase II; apoptotic process. The transcript has 11 exons. Gene Ontology annotation, molecular function: DNA-binding transcription factor activity, RNA polymerase II-specific; RNA polymerase II cis-regulatory region sequence-specific DNA binding. Lineage: Eukaryota; Metazoa; Chordata; Actinopteri; Syngnathiformes; Syngnathidae. Bases 152 to 1252 code for a protein of 366 amino acids.
UUCCUCCGGCGGGAGUGAUUGGUGGAAAUCCCCCCCGACCCAAAACGGAGUCGACGUUUUGGUCUCAAAAUAUUUUGGCGUGUUUUUCGACUGACUCAAUUCGGGACAUUUCCUCCGCGCAAAGUGACACGAUUGGCUACUCGGCGGUAAGAUGGAGCCAAACCUGGAGGACUUGUCCAUAAGUCAGGAUCUCCAGAUGAGUCAGGAAUCCUUCCUGAAAGUCUGGGGCACCUACCUGACAUGUUCCUUCCUCGCCAACGAAGAUAAUCACCCAUCCAGCACCAACCAGCUCCACGACAUGCCGGAGCAAUUUGACGAGAACCUCUUCGACAUGCCGGAGGUGCCGCCCGUCGUCGACGCCGUCCCCCCGCCGGCCUCCACCGUGCCGGUCACCAUAGACCAUCCUGGGGACUACGGCUUCCUGCUCCGUUUUCAGAACUCCGGCACCGCCAAGUCGGUCACGUCCACUUAUUCAACGAUGCUGAACAAGCUCUACUGCCAGCUGGCCAAGACCAGCCCGGUGGAAGUGCUGGUGAGCAAAGAGCCGCCGGCGGGCGCCAUCCUCCGAGCCACAGCGGUCUACAAGAAGACGGAGCACGUGGCUGACGUGGUGCGCCGGUGCCCGCACCACCAGAACCAGGAUGCGGCGCCGCACAGCAGCCACCUGAUCCGAAUGGAGGGCAGCCAGCGGGCGCAGUAUUUCGAGGACGUGAACACCAAGAGGCAGAGCGUCACGGUCCCCUACGAGCCCCCCCAGCUGGGCUCCGAGAUGACGACCAUCCUGCUCAGCUUCAUGUGCAACAGCUCCUGCAUGGGGGGCAUGAACCGCCGGCCCAUCCUCACCAUCCUGACCCUGGAGACCCCCGACGGGCUGGUGUUGGGCCGGAGGUGUUUUGAGGUGCGCGUCUGCGCGUGUCCCGGCCGGGAUCGCAAAACCGAAGAGGAGAACAACGCGAAGAUGCAAAGCGGCACCAAGGAAACCAAAAAGCGCAAGAGUAACCCGCCCGCGGUCGCCGCCCCAGUUAAGAAACCCAAGCCGAGCUCCAGCACUGACGGAGAUGACAAAGAGAGGUUUUGUUUGGUGGUUUUCGGACGCGAGCGAUACGAACUGUUGAAGAAGAUCAACGACGGCCUGGAACUGCUGGAAAUGCAAGCAAAAAACAAGUCAAAUGCGGUGGUGAGACCCGAGGUGGUGCUUCCUUCCAGUGGGAAGCGACCCUUGCUCAAAGAAGAGCGCAGCGACACGGAUUAAAGAAAAAAAACAAAACAAAACUGCAAAUGAUGAUGGAAAAAGGCGGUUCUGAAUUUCUACUCUUUAUUUUUCCAUGUUUCACAUGUCAUUCCUUUUUGAAAGGGUUUUGGGUAUUUUUUUUUUUUUUUUUUUUUACUGGAUCAUGAGAUGUACUUUACUGCUCCCGGUCCUCCAUUUUGACUGGAGCAGCUGUCAUUUCUGUUAUGUCAUUUGGUGCUUUCAAAUCAUUUCUGUGUUGAAUGCUUGCUCAUGAAUAAAUUGCUGCGUCCUUUUGUUUUUGUUUUUUCAAUUGAAUAAAAAAACACCAAAGUCCA